AUGCUCCUCUCCUACCCAGUCACCUUCUACACCACCCCGCGCUACCAGAACGAGCCUUAUGUCUUCCCUCACCCAACCCUACCCCCAGACCGUUACCUCCGUCUGCCCCUCCCUCACACCGCCUCUUCCUACACCCCAGCACUACCAGCACCCCCGCCUAUGUCCUCCUACAGCUAUCUCUCAAAGAUACCAGACCGCUUCAUGUCCCUUCCCUACACGCUAUCCCUCCCUCAACAGCCAUACCCAGACCCCGUUUACCGCCUCUCCUAUCAGUUCUCCCCCUCACCACACGAUAACCACGCCACCGCUCUACUCGUCUUCCCUCUACCACGCUACCCUCUCUACAAGAUCCCCCCCCCACGCACCCCGUCUCCCACUCGUUCCCUCCUACAUCCACUCUAUUACCACGCCAUACCCCAGACCCCCCCGUCCUACUGCCUCUCCCUACACUCCCAUCUCCUCAAGAUACCCCAGCACCCCCGUUACCUGCUCUCCUUCCCCUACCACUCAUUCUCCAACACGCAUCACCCAUAUCCCCGUCCUACGUUUCCCUCCACACGUCACUUUAACACACGCAUACCACGCACACGUCCUAUCCUUCCCUCUAACACGCCUCAUCCCUUACAACGUACCCCCCACCACCGCCUACUGUCUCCUCCCUACCCAGUCACUCCUCUACCACCAACGCCCAUACCACCGACCCCCCCGUCUAUGCCCUUCUCCACCUACAACCGUAUUUACAACGGCACCCCUCCCCCGCCGCCACCCGCUGCUAUGUUUUCCUACCACCCGUCCUUCUACAGCACUCACCAGACCCCGUCUCAUCGCCUCUCUCUACACACGCUAUUUAACCAGGUACCAGACCGUCCUACCUCGUCUUCCUCCACACCGAUACCCCACGACCUGCCCCGCCCGCCCCCCCGCGCCUUCACUCCGUCUCCCUCCCCUCACAGCUACCCGCCUCUCCUACAAACGAUCCCCCCCAGCACCCACCCCGUCCUACAUGUCCCCUUCCCCUACCGCUAUUCUCAUCCUAACCACCGCUCCACCCCCAGACCGUCUCUAAUCGCUUCCCUCCUCACCACGUAUUCCUACCACACGCCGUACCCCAGACCCACCGCUCCCCUUCGCUCCUUCCCUCCCACCCACUAUUUAACAGAGCCCUACCAGCCCAUCCCCCCGUCUCCACUCCGUCUCCUACACCGUACCUCCUCUACAACGCCCGUCACCCAGACCGCUCUACUGCCCUUUCCCUACACCCGCCUACUUAAAGAUCCCACCCAGACCGUCUCCAUGCUCUCUCCUACCAGCUCCAUCUCUUCUACACACCCGAAUCCCACCCCACCGACCCCCGCCUCUACUCCGCCUCCUCUCCUCAGUAUCCUCUACACAGACUCCCCCACGCACCCCCGUCCUCGAUGUUUCUUUCUCCCCUCACCCACCCCCAAUACCCAGACCCCGCUCUUCGCCCUUUCUUCCUACACCCGCUACCCAUUUAACCCCGAG
Molecule: messenger RNA, 1506 nt
Organism: Salvelinus sp. IW2-2015
Lineage: Eukaryota; Metazoa; Chordata; Actinopteri; Salmoniformes; Salmonidae
Source: RefSeq, a predicted model, not a curated record